This is a messenger RNA of Nematostella vectensis (starlet sea anemone), 2282 nucleotides long. RefSeq names its product lysine-specific histone demethylase 1A. The transcript has 7 exons. Bases 376 to 1824 code for a protein of 482 amino acids. Lineage: Eukaryota; Metazoa; Cnidaria; Anthozoa; Actiniaria; Edwardsiidae. The record is from RefSeq and is a predicted model, not a curated record. Gene Ontology annotation, molecular function: oxidoreductase activity.
CUGUCAAGACAAGUCAAGUUUCUCCCAAGCGAGUUGCUGUCGUAGGUGCAGGGGUGGCUGGACUUGCUGCCACAGCUGUCCUGGAAGAGGAGGGGUUUGAUGUGAUUCUUCUUGAAGCAUCUGACUACCUUGGCUGGACAGUCUAAUGGACAGAUAAGCUGAGCAGGACACACAAUCUGAAGAACAGACUUACAGGACAGACAGAUUACUUAUGUAGUUUUUACUUAAUGAAGUAAACACAAUGACUAUUGAUGAUUUUUACUGUCAACUCUUGUGAAAGUAGGCUGAUGAUUAACAUUGUUCAAUUGCAAAGAGUCCCAAAAUAUUAGUAUCGUUGAUAUUUUAGGUGGUCGAAUCAAGACAGCUCAGCCUUUUAUGGGAUUCCCCCCUGUUGAUCUUGGUGCAGAUUUUAUCCAUGGCUCAGAAAAUGUCAUUUAUGAAAUAGCGCAUGCAAACAACUGGAAAAUAAAGGGCUAUGGAGAAUCUAGCAACCUGUUUGAAUCUACAGUUUACCAUAAAGGUGAACUGCAUUCAUUACAUGGAACUGACCCAGACAUCAAGGAAAUGCAUGAGGUCUGGGACCGGAUCACAAAAAUUGGAGAACAAUUAUACCAGGAUAGCACUAAUGAUCAUGAAAGUUGUGAUCAAUGUGACAUUUCUGAUAUGAAAGGAAUUGCUUGCCAUCAAACAAGACAAUGUAGUAGGGCCUGCACCUGUAUGAGUGCUCAAGAUAUGGAAACAUACACACCUGAUAGGACAAACCUAUACCAGAAACUAACAGAAAUGAAACAAAAAUACAAAGAUGAUGAAUUAAGAACUGUCAUUGGUAAUCUAGAUAUCAGUCUAGUGGCAUGGCUUAAUGAACAGGGUGCAACACAGUCAACAUGGGAUCUUUUUGAGACUAAGAUAGGGCAAACAAAUGGAGCACCCCUCUCUAAGCUUGGACUACUAGGUGUUGCAGAGGAAGAGGAAUGUUGGGAUUAUGGCCCUGUUAACUACAGGCUUGAAGGAUCCUAUGCAGUUCUUGUUUCUCAUUACCUGAAAAAAUGCCCUGUGGCUGAUAUCAGGACCAACUGGCCAGUCAGGCAGAUAACCUGGUCAGGUCAAAAUAGCACGUCAAAUGCUCAGGAUAUGCAAGUGACUUUAACAAAUAACAUUGGCGAAACGCUAUCUGCAAACUAUGUGGUCAUCACAGUCCCUUUGACAAUCCUCAAGGAUGGAGACAUCAUCUUCUCGCCACCACUCCCAAGAGAAAAGGAAUUAGCCAUUGAAAGACUCCACAUGGGUACGGCCUUAAAAAUUGUCUGUCGCUUUGGAAAACCCUUCUGGGGUCCGACACAAUUCAUUUAUGUGACACAUGGAUUUAUAAGUCAAAUAUGGACUUAUACACGUGACCAGCACGUGGACGGCGAGGAAUGCCACGUGCUUGUGGGUUUCCAGUCUGCCGAGCAUGCAGCCCAGAAGGUUCACCUAGAGGAGGAGGUCGUCAGGGAUCGUUUCCUGGAGCAGCUUGAUCAAAUUUUUGGUUCCCAUGGCAACCCCCGCCCAGCCUCCCAGUGCUUCAUGAGUUGCGUGUACUACCAUUGGUCCAAACAUCCUUACGUCAGAGGCGGCUACAGUGCAUCUAGCGCGCAUGCGUACGGGAUGCGCCGCGAACUUGCUAAACCUAUCAGCGGCCGAUUGUUUUUCGCGGGAGAGGCAACUCACGUGACAAACCCUGCUACAGUCCAGGCUGCUAUAGAGACGGGAAGGAGGGCUGCCUCGGAAGUUUUUCGAGCCUAUAGGUCUCCAAGCACAGUGGCGGUGGAAGCAGGGAAGACCUAGUUUUAUAGUACCAUUACUGUUAGAACAUGAGGCUAAAGGCGAUGUCGAAAGACCUUAUAUCCAGUGCAGGCAUACGUCGACCCCAUCUUCAUGCACUAAUUUAUGAACUAAACUUGGGGUAUAAAUGUAGCCGUCUGGUUUUUUUUUUCUUCUCUAUAAGCUAUAUUUUACGAGUUUAGUUGUCUCUUAUUUUUGUGUCGGUACUAAGUAUGUUAAUGAACAAGGCUGGCAACUUAAUUCUCAGAUUCAGCGCGAUUUUUGAAAGAUUUUAAAAAUGGCCAAUCACGCCGCAUUUUUACGCUCCCGCACAAUACCAUCGCACUCAAAGAAUCCAUCGGCCACUUCAAACAAAACUCCACUUCAAUAAAACAUUGUUAAUAAGGUAUUACACUUCAGGUGUGGAUGGUUAUUUUGUUCUUUCCUUGCAAAUAAACCGAUGUAUUCUUAAUUGUAAACAA